Molecule: messenger RNA, 1317 nt
Organism: Loa loa (African eye worm)
Lineage: Eukaryota; Metazoa; Nematoda; Chromadorea; Rhabditida; Onchocercidae
Exons: 11
Coding region: 1-1317 (438 amino acids)
Source: RefSeq, a predicted model, not a curated record
AUGGAUAAUAUAGAAGGAAUGUUAAGAUUAUUGAUGAACAAUCCGCAUAAUUUAACUGUUUUUAAAUAUCCAAAUGAUACUAUCCAAAGAUUCAAUAUUGAAUCAAUUACACCAAUAGCGCAAAAGUUUCAAAGAAAAGCUGCUGCUUCGAUCAUUCGCAGUUUUAGUGCUGAUUCAAUGAUGCAAACCAAUCAGCAAUUUAUGCGGCAUUCAGAGAAGGGCUUAAAAAGUUCGCGAAAUAUCAAACCACAGACAAGUUCAUCAUCCAUUGCCGCACCUUAUGUUUUCAUCGUUGGCCCAGUAAGAGUUCAAACAAUACAAAAAAUUGAUGGACGACCAAUGGAUAAAUUGUUUAUUGAUGAAAUAUUAGAGCUGUAUAGUUCAGGCGUAAAAUAUCCGAGCAAAGAAUUGAUUAGUAUAAAGCCUAAAAUCCUAAAGUCUCUUCCUUCAACUACAAAAAGUAUCCCAAUAACGGUACAGGCCGUUCGAGUUGGCAGUGAUUAUGUAAGAAUUGAUCGAAAAAUCGAAAUAGAUCGAUCGAAAAUCAAAUUACCUGCUGUAAAUACCAAAGAAGUAGUGAAAUUUGGUGGCGUUGAAUUGGACCAAGAAAAUCAAGAAAUUAAACCAAGGCGAAAGUCAAAAUCGGAAGCUAGCUUUCUUAGAGCACCUGUCUUCAAUUUGAUCGGAUCAUUGGUAAUUACAGCAUUCCAAAAUACAGUGCAUGAUACUAGCGGUAGUUACAAAAUUUACGAAGAGAUUGAGCUCCGUGCCGAUGGAAGUACGGCAAAACCUGAAAUUGCGGUUAUACCAUUUCUUCGGAAUGUAUCAGUGUUACCGAAGAAUCAGAAGGAGCAAAUACCAGUCAGAUAUCACGAAGACAUCCUUGUAGGCUGUAAUGUGAUGCUUAUCAAACGUUUAAUUGAAAUUAAACCUUCCUUCAAGAAGCAGCUACAUGAUUUUUCAUUAAGCGAGGAACGGAAUUAUAUCACCGACAAAACUAUUUGUACUCCGAGCAGUAUCAGCGAAUCCGUAGCUUCAAAUGUCCUAGGAAAGCCAAAAAUGUUGGUGCUACAAGAGCCACCUAUUAGGACAGAUUUUACGAUAUCGAGUAGCAGUUCAGCUGAACAGGGAUUCCUUUACCCAGUCGAAUCGAUUUCUAAAAGAGAUCAAAGUGACAAAAGAGAAGAAAGUUUAAGAACAGCUCUCAGUUCCUCCGAGAUAAUUAAUGAAGGUCGUGGCAUUGUAAAAACAUUUGACAAAUUCCAGAUUAUUCGACGUCCGGUUUUGAAUAAUGGGUAUAAUUUAAUCUCUAAAUGA